GGGCGACUCAACUGGAAUACGUAUACGCAAAAUUUGGUUGCAGCAGAUGGAGUUGAUGAAGAGGAGCUCCUGAAAAGAAUCAAUGCUGUCAAGGAAAAUAUUGGCCGACAGAUCCGGAAGACUGUGGAGCAGCACCAUCCGCGAUUGGUGGAGCAGGCUAGCGCACUGCAAAAUUUGGAUCGUGUUCAAGCGGCAAUCAGCCGUGAGAUGGCUCAUCUGAAUGGCAUUUGUGAACAGUUCAGCGAAUGCUUUCGAACGGAAUAUGAAAAAUUACACCACACAACCAAUAGACUUGAGCAGUUGUAUGCGCUCAGACGAAUUUUAUCGGCUGCAAACAGAUCAACAGCCAUUGGAUUUGGUUUUGAGAAGCUGUUUGAGAAGCACGACAGUUUUAAAAAAUUUAACCAUUUAAGGUGCGAGCAAUUGACGCGUCGACUUGAAACGACCAACGAAUUGGUAAAACGCUCUGAGAUGGUUUGUGAAUUGGAGGCAAUCUCCGCUGAGAUACCAUCCCUGAAAGACAUUGAGUGCAUGCGUGAGACAGUUUUAGCGACGAUACCGAGGUUGGCAGCCGAGGUGAGACGAAGCGCAGCCUCUCAGCUCAAAUCAUCACUGGAAAGCCUCAGUGCGCCUCUUGUUUCAUCUUCUGUUCGUGCGCUGCGCAACCUUUCUUCCUACGAUACGACGGUUGGUAUUUUCCAAAAUUAUGAUCAUUUACUUUGA
Messenger RNA from Gongylonema pulchrum, 723 nucleotides. The record is from the annotation of a GenBank genome assembly. Lineage: Eukaryota; Metazoa; Nematoda; Chromadorea; Rhabditida; Gongylonematidae.